This is a messenger RNA of Cadophora gregata, 915 nucleotides long. It is a transcript of the gene SPG1, whose product is annotated as septum-promoting GTP-binding protein 1. The transcript is spliced from 3 exons. The coding region runs from base 1 to 915 and encodes 304 amino acids. Gene Ontology annotation, biological process: regulation of exit from mitosis. The record is from RefSeq and is a predicted model, not a curated record. Lineage: Eukaryota; Fungi; Ascomycota; Leotiomycetes; Helotiales; Ploettnerulaceae. Gene Ontology annotation, cellular component: spindle pole body. Gene Ontology annotation, molecular function: GTPase activity; GTP binding.
AUGGAGUCAGAAGGGUACGACCCACGGCAGGAAGGCCAGGGCCAGGAUGACACAAUGGGCGGCACUGAAGAAUCACAUACUCCUACGAGACGACACAUCCAGUCCCAAUCCGCCGACUUCCCAUCCUCACACCAGCAGCAAACAUAUUCCGGACCUCCAACACCAGACGUAGACCCCACUGGCAACGGCAGAUACCCCACCCCGCCAACGUCCUUCGCACCUUCAAUCUCUCGUCCCAAUUCAGGUCUGUCUGGUAAUGGGGGAUACAGCAACAUGCAAUCUUCCUACCAAGACCAGAACGCCCGCGGUACAUCGGCAGAGCAGAGUCGGAACAAGAACAGUGUUGUGAUCAAGGUUGGCAUGGUGGGAGAUGCACAGAUUGGCAAGACCUCGCUCAUGGUCAAGUACGUUGAGGGUAGCUGGGACGAGGAUUACAUCCAGACGCUGGGAGUUAAUUUCAUGGAGAAGACGAUUUCGAUACGCAAUACCGAGAUUACGUUUUCCAUUUGGGAUCUGGGUGGACAGAGGGAGUUCGUGAAUAUGCUGCCACUGGUAUGCAAUGACGCCGUGGCCAUUCUGUUCAUGUUCGACUUGACGAGGAAGAGUACUCUGAAUAGUAUCAAGGAGUGGUACCGGCAAGGAAGAGGCUUUAACAAGACUGCGAUUCCGUUCUUGGUUGGCACAAAGUAUGAUCAUUUUGUGAACUUCCCUCGGGAAGACCAGGAAGAGAUAUCAAAUCAGGCCCGCAGAUUCGCGAAAGCUAUGCGAGCAAGUCUGAUCUUCAGCAGUACAAGUCACAGCAUAAACGUGCAAAAGAUCUUCAAAAUCGUCCUCUCCAAAGCCUUCGACCUAAAAUGCACAAUUCCAGAAAUAGAGAACGUUGGCGAACCGCUCCUGCUCUACCAACAAGUUUAA